UGCCACAGUCGAGGUUUGGUAGAAGGUGCGUGUGUGAGUUUUCUUUAAAACCAUUUAUUUUUCUUUAAACCUCUGAAGUGAUGAAGCAAGUAAACGUGCAACUGUUCCUGCUGAUCAUCCUGGCAUUAGGCAUAACAACCCCAGUGACGGAGGGAUGUAGCUGUGGAGAAGCACAUUUGCAGUGGCAUUUUUGCCAUUCCGAAAUAGUGAUCCGUGCUAAGAUAAUUGGACAGAAGAUUAUAUCUCUGAGGAAAAACUCACAUGGGGAGAAGUUAAUUGAGUACAAAAUUAAAUUAAUCAAGAUGUUCAAGGGCUUUGACAAGGUUGAUUCUAUUCAGUACAUCUACACCUCAAUCCAUGAAUCUUUGUGUGGUGUAAACCUAGAUGCCAAAAACAAGGUUCAAUAUCUGCUUUCAGGAUAUAUGUGGCAUCGAAAGGUCGUAGUUGAACUAUGUGGCAUUGUUGAGCGUUGGGAUAAUCUUGUGUUGGCUCAGAAAAAGAACCUCAAGUACAGAUACCAAAAAGGAUGCGAAUGCAAAAUUUCCUCCUGUUACAAAUCCCGCUGCCAUGCCACUUCUGCAAAUGAAUGUGUAUGGUUUCCGGAGAGCACUCAAACUCUCCAAGGUGUGUGCAUCAAGCGGACAAACAGCACAUGUAACUGGUACAUAGACAAAAUGGUGUGAGAAAGACUUCCAACGUCCUACAGCUCAGAGAAAUCGAACCCAUAGACACGCUCAUGCAGUGAGUGCUGAUUGGGUUUGUAAGCUAGACUACAACCUCUUAAUAAUCCCCACCUGUCAUCCUGACUUAUUUAUAAUGCUGGCUAUGGUAGAUUUUUAUAAAUUGUCUUGAAUGGGGUUUGCAUUCAAGUAUACAGCAAAUUCCCCAGUGUUGAAUUAACAUCCUAUGGUGUUUAUGGACUCAUAUGAACUCAGAAAGUGGUAAACCAAAUGUAUAAAAAAAUUUAUGGAAGGUGAGUUUCAUAAAUGACCCUUCGAGAUGACAGGAGAAUUACCCAUAUAGCAUUUCAAUCAUUAUAUGUGACAGCAGGAGACUUUAAAAAUAUAACUUGGUUCUGUAGGAUAGUUAUUACGUUAACUACUAUGCUACUUUUAAAUUGCUAGAAGCCAGGGUGUACAGUAUAUAAAACAAAAAAUAAAUAAACUGUAUAAAAUAAGAAAAUCAUUAUUCAGUUUCCUUAUACAAUGAAGAUGUACUGUUGGAUUUGAACCAUUAUGCAAAUUAUUUACACUAAUACUAAUUUCUACACGCAUACUUUAGAAAUUGGUAUAAAUAGUAUGGAUCACACACUUCUAAUUAAACAAAAAUAUACAAAGUCAUUAUGCAAAAUUACUUGUUUUUUCACAGAACCUACUUCCUUUAUGAACUACUUAAUAUAAAUCAUUCUUGUGUGAAGCUAUUUGUUAUGUUAAAUAUUUGGAAAGACUUUAUUAUUAUAAUAAUUAUGUAUUAUAAACAUAUUUUUUCUAUACAUGACUAGAUGUCAACUGCACAGUAUAGAUAUUUCCUGUAUUAGUAGUUAUUAUGCAUCUACAUGUAUAUACCAGUUAUAAUGCAUCUAUAUGUAUUGUUUUUCACCUCACUGUAGGAAUAAACGGAAUAAAUACA
Molecule: messenger RNA, 1629 nt
Organism: Clarias gariepinus (North African catfish)
Lineage: Eukaryota; Metazoa; Chordata; Actinopteri; Siluriformes; Clariidae
Product: metalloproteinase inhibitor 3-like
Exons: 5
Coding region: 81-683 (200 amino acids)
Biological process (GO): negative regulation of membrane protein ectodomain proteolysis; negative regulation of endopeptidase activity
Cellular component (GO): extracellular matrix
Molecular function (GO): protease binding; metalloendopeptidase inhibitor activity
Source: RefSeq, a predicted model, not a curated record